This is a messenger RNA of Xenia sp. Carnegie-2017, 1574 nucleotides long. RefSeq lists its product as uncharacterized. The record is from RefSeq and is a predicted model, not a curated record. Gene Ontology annotation, biological process: regulation of transcription by RNA polymerase II. Lineage: Eukaryota; Metazoa; Cnidaria; Anthozoa; Malacalcyonacea; Xeniidae. The transcript is spliced from 2 exons. Gene Ontology annotation, cellular component: nucleus; transcription regulator complex. Bases 626 to 1318 code for a protein of 230 amino acids.
UUUGUCUUCAAAGUUUCAUCAUGUCAAGCGAAAUGGAAAGGAUUAAGAGAUACUUUUUCAGAAAAUGUAAGAAAUCAGAAUUUACCUUCAUGUUCUUGAACAGGAAAAGAAAUAAGAUGAAAAUGGUUUAGAAGCAUGGAUUUCAUCAGGGAAACCAUAUUGCACAGAACCACUUCAAGCAACCUCAGAUGCAACCAAAGCAGUGAAAAACUUCAUGAAAUUGAAGAGGAAGAUAUUUUUACGAGUGAUUCAAAUAAAAUUGAGCAACACAGCAUUGGAGCACUAACAUCAACUCCAACUACAGAGAAAAACAAGAGAGGGUUGGAGUUAAGUCCAGUUGGAAGAAAAAAAUUAAAGCACUCCCUCAUAAAGGCCUAAUUCCACGGCAGCGAAAUGCGAAAUAGUUCGCGGGAAACUGAUAUAACGCAUGCGCACCCUUGCCAUGAGGCAUUUCUUGGCGAAAAAUUUCUGUUUCGUCAAAGUUGAAAUUGUUUCAACUCUCAAGCGAAAAAAACCAGCAAAACCAAUGAAAUAACUGCUUUGUAAACAAAAUUUAAUAUGGCGUCUCUGGAAAUCAACAUGACUAGUCUUUCGGAAGACACAGCUCUAUUACUUCAUAGCAUAAAUGCCAACGAAACUCCCGAUUUCCAUGAUGAUUUUUGUGAAAUACUUAUUAGCAAAGUUCAGUCUGCCAAUUUUAUGGAUGAGAGAAUCCCCUGAUUUCAAACGGUCAGACAAGAAAAGGAUUGUCUGGGCAAAUUUAGCAAAAAAACUUAAUCGCGAUGUUAACUUUCUGAAAAACAAGUGGAAAAAUCUCUGUGAUAGCUUCAAAAAAUGUCUUGACAGAGAAAGAGAUAUGAGCAGGUCAGGUGCAGGUGCUUAUAAGGCACCUCGCUGCAGAUAUUUUAGUCAAUUGGCAUUCCUUCGGGAUACACUAAGUAAUCGCACCACCCAUAGCAACGUUACCAUCCAGUCUGUUGAACCACAACAUUCACAACACCAGUCCCCAUCCUCGUCUACAUCAUCAGAACCUAUUUCUUGUGCAGAAGGUAUUUUAAAUCAAAGCUUCCCUAAUGUUGAACCUCAGGCAACUAUAGUUCAUCGUAAAAGGAAAAAAAAUGAUGACAUGGAUCCUAUUGAUCACUACUUAAUUAAUGCCAUAAAAGAAAAAGAUCAAGGCAGUGAUAAGAAAGAACAUGAAGAUGAAGAUUUCUUUUUUUGUAAAAGUAUUGUGGAUGUUUUGAGAAAGUUCCCAAGAAAAAAAAGUCUGGAAGUAAAAAUUCAACAGAUUCUUCUGGAAGAGAUGGAUGAUGAAUGAGGGAAAUGUGAAUAUUCACUUUGUUUUGUCUGACAGGUUUAUGUUUUGUUUGUAAGUUUUGUUGUGAUGUUUUUUAUUUUGAAAAAAAUUUGAAUUCCUUGCAUGAAUCAUGAUCAUUUCCCAUGCAAAUUUUAGGGAUGACAUUAAUGUCUUUUAAAUAAAGUUAUCAUGAUUUGUGGCAAUUAUUUACAUCAACAUCAUAUGCAUGCCAUUGCCAAGGGACCUCUCCUUCCUUUGAAUUAAAAUAUUUACAAAA